Durio zibethinus is the source of this 1755-nucleotide messenger RNA. The record is from RefSeq and is a predicted model, not a curated record. Lineage: Eukaryota; Viridiplantae; Streptophyta; Magnoliopsida; Malvales; Malvaceae.
UCCUCAUUCCUCGUAGCGAGAGAGGAACAUCGCUCCACUCGGCAUCGCCUCUCUGAUCUUUCUCUACUCGGCCAUGGCGAUGGCAUCUUCCGAACAACCUUUGAAGAACCGAAGGCUGUACGAGCCGCCACCUGAGCGGCCGGAGACCGUUGCGGCAGCCGGCGACCUCCGUGGCUCCACCAACCACUCCACCUCCGCUGUCUCAGGAGGAAAUUCUCGCGAGAAGGAGAAACGGAGACGAAAUUCGAAGUGUUUACGAUAAUUACUAGAGAACCAAGUUGUAUUACCCUGAAAGGCAAAGAUGAUCGGCACCUGCCCGAGCGUGAACAAGCUUACCUAGCUCUCAUAACUGCAUCUAGAGGUUGUUCAAGUGUACAGCGUCUUGUGGCUGAUUUCGUUCCUCGAUAUGCCUCAUACUGUCCGUCCAACUGCUCUUGAAGCUGCUACAAAAGUCAGUGUCAAUGUGCAUAACUCUAGCUUGGCAGCGAUAAAUAGGGGCGAAGAUGCUGAUAAUGUUGCAUUUCAAACUGCCAAAGCUUGCAUUUUUGGUCUAGCUGAUAUUUGUUCCACAGCUUCUGCAGAGGCACCAACAUCAUCGGUUAUCAGAGGAUUCUGAUGAAAUGUUUCUGAGCUAAAGCAAAACUUUUCUGAUGAAGAUGAAUCUUCGUUGAUUAAGUUAUCCAAAUUCCGUAUCCCAAGUCUACUCUGGAUUUUUUUCCGUUGUCCUAAGAAUUUGCUUUCUGCCUGUUUUGAGCUCAUCAGGUCAUCUGCAACUGAAGAAGCUGAUAAAGGACUGUAUUUUCUGAGACAGGCAACAGGAAGGCUUAAUAAUCUUGACGCUGAUAGUGGUUUAGAUAAAGUAAGCUUAGGUCAGGGCCUGAAUGCUGUACGGUUCUUUUGGAACAAGCACCAAAGGCUGUGUGCUUUUUGGUAAGACACCAAGGUCAGAUAUUGGCAAUGUCAUAGAAGAUGCUUCUCCUGUUCUGAAGAGUUCUUUGUUGGAUCUGGUUUUCAGUAGAAACCCAUCAUUGAAAAGUUGGAUGUUCUUAAAGUACAAGAAUUUUGUAGGUUAUCCCCAUCUAAAUCUUUUACUGGAGAUAAUGUCUAGCUUGGGCGGAAUCUUUGAAUCAUUUGGGAAACAUAUUAACAUAGAAGCCAGUCAAGUAGACAGUAAUGAGGAUGAUUCUGAUUCCUCAAAAUUUGUUAGUCAGCCACACUCGAUCUCUAGAAGAUCCAAUCAACAUGAAACCUUGAGUGACCAAUCAGGAAGAGCUAAAUCCAGCAAUGAGAGUGGUGUUGAAAAUUUAUCAGGGACCCUAUCAAGACAUCAGAUGCUUUCACCUGCUACUAGGGCACCACUGGACUUCAAGAGUAACUCUUUUGAAGGUAGAAAACACGUUAAGAAUGUUGACAAGAAUCAAGUUUCAGAUUCAAGUGGUGCUUCUGCCUUGAGAUCAUCUAGUCGAGGUGUAAGCAUCACGUUGGCGUCACCUGGUAAUUAUUUGGCAGCAUCAUAUGGUUCAACAUCUUCUCAAACUGCUUGGUAUUUUGAUGGUGAUCCUGCUGCCAUGCUCAAUCUAUGCGUAUUUCAAAAUGGGGCUAAAGAAAGAAGCCUCAAUACUAAUUCAAGGAUGGUAAGAAUUAUAGUUAUAAGGUUGCAGGUUCAGUUGCUGUUGCAAAUGCCAAUGAAGCUUCAUUGGUUACCCAAGCUCAGGAAGAAUUAAUACAUGGGCUUGGACGUGGUGGCAACCUUCC